Messenger RNA from Polyodon spathula (Mississippi paddlefish), 2756 nucleotides. RefSeq names its product protein C12orf4 homolog. Gene Ontology annotation, biological process: regulation of mast cell degranulation. The transcript has 14 exons. Bases 133 to 1785 code for a protein of 550 amino acids. Gene Ontology annotation, cellular component: cytoplasm. Lineage: Eukaryota; Metazoa; Chordata; Actinopteri; Acipenseriformes; Polyodontidae. The record is from RefSeq and is a predicted model, not a curated record.
GCUUCCGACUGUCAGCUGAUGAUACUAGAUUCCUAGAUUCAUUGUUUUUCUGUAUAGUUUAGAGAUAAUAUAUAUAUAAGAUUGUAAAAAGACAAGCAAAACAUAUCUACAUGUCCGCCUGGACCCAUAAGCAUGAAAAGAAAUAAAGGGAAAGUUGUUACGACAGAAAGAGAGUUUCGCUUUGAGUUCAAGGCGGGGAAACAGUCCUGUGUUCUCAGCGUGCCUGUGGAAUUCCCUGUGCAAGACAAUGCCUGUGAUCUGCAUGGACGGCUUAUGCUGCUCCACAGUUUACCUUGCUUUGUCGAAAAAGAUUUAAAGGAUGCCCUUAGCAAGUUUAUAGAAGAGGAGACCAAUAAGGAUUAUGACAGAGAAGCUGACUUAGCCCUGGAAAGGCUCCUAACAGGAGAAGUGGACACUGACCUCUUGACCAAUGCUUGGGCAAAGGCAUAUUCUGAUACGACACUGGAGCAUGCUAGACCUGAGGAACCCAGCUGGGAUGAAGACUUUGCUGAUGUUUACCAUGACCUGAUCCAUUCUCCAGCCUCGGAGACUUUGCUGAACCUGGAGCACAACUACUUUGUCAGCAUUUCUGAGCUCAUCGGAGAGAGGGACAUGGAGCUGAAGAAAUUGCAAGAAAGACAAUCUUCAGAAAUGGAUACAGUGAUGAAGGAGCUGGGAAAUACUGUAAGUGAUCAGGAUGUAAAUGCGGUUGCCUCUCAGCAUUUUGACUCUCAACAGGUACUGGAGAAUAAAUGGGCCAGUGAAUUGAAACAGCUGACUACCAUUCAGAAACAAGAAUACCAGGAAUGGGUGAUCAAACUUCACAAGGACUUACAGAACCCUAACAACAGCUCCAUCAACGAGGAGAUUAAGGUGCAACCGAGUCAGCUGAGGGGAUCACAGGAAGCCAACAAGAGGCUGUAUGAGGAGCAGAUACAGCUGGAAGAAAGCUUUACAAUCCACCUAGGUGCACAGUUAAAGACAAUGCAUAAUUUACGACUGCUGAGAGCUGAUGUGCUGGAUUUUUGCAAACACAAGCGCAGCCAUCGCAGUGGAGUGAAGCUGCACCGACUCCAGACUGCCCUCUCCCUCUACUCCACAUCUCUAUGUGGUCUGGUUUUACUGGUGGAUAACCGCAUCAACUCAUACAGCGGCAUUAAGAGAGAUUUUGCCACAGUGUCACAGGAAUGCACUGAUUUCCACUUCCCUCGACUGGAGGAGCAGCUGGAGGUGGUCCAGCAGGUGGUGCUGUAUGCCAGAGCCCAGAGGAGCAGCAAGCAGAAAGAUCAGCCCGAUUUGCCCAGAAAUGGUGGUAAUGACGACAAGUCCAAGAACAUAGAAAGAAACCCCGCCAACAUUCUCCCAGGCGAAUUCUAUAUCUCUCGGCAUUCCAAUCUCUCAGAGGUGCAUGUCGUUUUCCAUCUGUGUGUGGACGACAAUGUGAGGUCAGGGAACAUCACAGCACGUGACCCUGCAAUAAUGGGGCUCAGGAAUAUCCUCAAAGUCUGUUGCACCCACGAUUGCACCACAAUCAGCAUCCCACUGCUGCUGGUGCAUGACAUGUCUGAGGAGAUGACAAUACCUUGGUGUCUCAAAAGAGCAGAAUUGGUAUUUAAAUGUGUCAAAGGCUUUAUGAUGGAAAUGGCAUCCUGGGAUGGUGGCAUCUCCCGCACAGUGCAGUUCCUUGUACCACAGAGUAUCUCAGAGGAAAUGUUCUACCAGCUGAGCAACAUGCUUCCACAAAUCUUCAGAGUGUCCUCGACUUUGACCCUGACCUCCAAGUGAUGACAUCACAAGGAGAACAGCUCAGAACAACAGAACUGGAGGAGUUAGCUUUCCAGGUUUAAAGACUUACUAGUUGUUAACCCUCACAAACUAGUGUUUUGGAUCAUACAUCACUACAUGGUCCAGUGGUUAAAGAAAAGGGCUUGAUAUCAGGAGGUUCUUAGUUCAAAUCCUAGCUUAGCCACAUCCUUUUACUCUAGUCUCUGUAAGUUGCUUUGGAUAAAAAUGUCUACUAAAUAAUAAUAACCACCUUAUCCAGGCUCAGUAUUGUGUGUCAGGACCAAAUAUAUUUUCCCUGCCAGGAAGCAGUGUUCCCAUAUAAUGGCAAUGGUCAGUCUGACUGAUUUCCUGUUUAAUGAAUUUCGCGUACAAAUCCUCAACAAAUUUAUUUCUGGACUGCUUGGAAGAGCCAGGUUUAAGCAGACCCAGGAACGAGAGGGUACCUAGUUUGUAAUCCUAAUGUCCUGUCAUUGUACUGAGUUGUCUAGAUAUGUAUAUUUGUAUGUUAUGAUGUCUGUUCUGAAAAUGAAAUCAAAUUAUAAUAUGUAUGCCAUUGUGGAUACAUUUACUGGUGUGCUCUAAAUAAAUAUUUAAACUUUACACAGCAACAAUUUUCCAGAUUGAUAGCAGAAACAUGUUUUUGUUUUGUUUCAUUUUAGCAAUGCGCUAUUAUAAGUUUCUGUUUUCCCCCAGGUCUUUUCUACUGUUUUAUUGGAUUAGAUGCUGAAAAUGUGGGAUGUCCAUUAAAAAUUACCAUUUGGAGGGGACUCCCAAGUGACGCAUCCAGUAAAAGCGCUCCAUGUGGAGUGCAGGAUGUGCCCUAUAAUAUGGGGAUCACAGGUUCGAGUCUAGGCUAUGUCACAGCUGACCGUGUCCAGGAAUUCCUAGGGAGUGGCAUACAAUUGGCCGAGCGCUGCCCAGGUAGGGAGGGCUUAGGUCAGCAGGGGAAUCCAUGGCUCACCACACAUCAG